UCGUUUUCUAACUAGGUUGGUGGACGCCGUCAUUUGAUUUUCGCGACACGACACCAACUCGACCUACUCAACAGAGCAAAAAGCUGGUACGUGGAUGCGACCUUCAAGCUGUACCGUCAGCCGUUUACCCAGCUGUUAACAGUCAACGCCUUCGUAAAGGCAGUUGACUACGUCAAGCAGGUGCCGUUGGUUGUUUGUCCUUAUGUCGGGCAAACGGAAGCGUGAUUACAGAGCUGUUUUCCGAGAGCUGCUAGAGCUGUUACCAUCCCCAGCGCUACGACAAGUCACGCUAGACUUCGAGUGUGCAGUAUGGAAGGUACUUCGACAACUGCUCCCAGACGUCAAACUACUGGGGUGCGUCUUCCAUUGGACUCAAGCCGACUACGUAUCGAGCACCUGGAUCGAAAGCAACACCUGGCUGCCAUCCUCUUGGUCAGUCUUUAUGCAGUCGGUCAGGACCAACAAUGAUGUGGAAGGUUGGCAGCUCGGUCUGCACACCAGAGCCCAGGGCAAGAGCCAGCUACCCAUGUACUUACUUAUCUACCUGCUCUACAAAGAAGCCAAACUAACUUCCCUGAACGUGCAUAUGGUCGCAGAAAAGAAACUUCGACGAGUUCAGCGGCGCAGAUAUCGUCAAAUCCAGGCUAAGGUAUUUUCACUGUGGGGACAAUAUGAAGAGGGCGACAAGACAGUGAGACAACUUCUCAAGGCUUGUUCAUUACUUGUUGGGCCGAGAGGCGCUUAA
Pocillopora verrucosa is the source of this 745-nucleotide messenger RNA. The record is from RefSeq and is a predicted model, not a curated record. NCBI's taxonomy places the organism in Eukaryota, Metazoa, Cnidaria, Anthozoa, Scleractinia, Pocilloporidae.